AUGUCGCCCGAUCAUCUGACUCGGACCGCCGGUUUAAAGAGAAAAUGGAUCUAUUUUCCGUUGCUCGGCAACGGAACCAAGCUGCGCCUGCCAGGUGUUACAGAGAAUUCCUUCCCCCCUGUAAACAUGUCCGCCGCCGUCUGUGCCGGAUUCCUCCUUCGGAGAUCCAUGCAGGGAUUCCUGUCCUCCAGGACUAACCCCGCUUUCCUCAGCCCAUUCUUGUCCCGCGCUCAUAGACUGGAACCUGGAGACGAUGAGUUGUACCAGCGUACCACAGUGUCCAUCAUGAAAAAGGAAGCAGACGUUGGGAUAAUGAUCCAGAGCUACAGUCCAGCUGGAUUCAAUGUCGAUGGAAACCGGGUGUUUGGGCCAUGCGUUCUGCUGCCUCCUGCUAUUUUGCAGUGGAAUGUUGGCACUUAUAAAGACAUCACAGAAGACAGUGUGUCACUCUUUCACAUGUUGGAACCAAGAAUAGAGAUUCUUAUACUGGGCACCGGUGCACGGCUGGAACGAAUAAAUCCGUCAGUCCUGGCUCUUCUGAAGCGUAGAGGCAUUGCUGUGGAGGUGCAGGACACGCCGAAUGCAUGUGCAACGUUCAACUUUCUGACCAGUGAGCGAAGACUGGUUGCCGCUGGUCUGAUUCCUCCUUCUCCCAGCACAGCCCUAGAAGUGAAAGAGGACUAGGUGUUGAGAAGUCUUCUGCAUGUAGGAAAUAUAACAUACCAUUGAGGUUCUCUGUCAAGUGAGAUGGUCAUUCUCCUUCUGAACAAAUGUCCCAAAGCAACAGAAGAAAAGAAAUCAAAUCCUUAUGUUCAGUUAUUCAUAUAGAUGAUCAUGUCAAAGCAGCUCUUGUUAAAAUAUGACCUCUCCGAUGAGAUUAUGUUUGAGAUUUUUCUCAAACAUUUGUACAUGGAUUGCACAUGAAAAUGUAGCACAGUUUGUUUUUAAAUGUUUAGCCUGACACGUGAAUACAAUUGUGUACUUGAAAGAAUGUAAUAAAGAGAUACUGUAUUCUUGUAUAUAAAUCCAA
Cololabis saira (Pacific saury) is the source of this 1030-nucleotide messenger RNA. RefSeq names its product NADH:ubiquinone oxidoreductase complex assembly factor (gene ndufaf3). The transcript is spliced from 6 exons. Bases 1 to 684 code for a protein of 227 amino acids. The record is from RefSeq and is a predicted model, not a curated record. Gene Ontology annotation, biological process: mitochondrial respiratory chain complex I assembly. Gene Ontology annotation, cellular component: mitochondrial inner membrane. Lineage: Eukaryota; Metazoa; Chordata; Actinopteri; Beloniformes; Belonidae.